AUGACCGAUGACGAGAUCGAUGCCUUCUUCAAGGAUAUGGAUUCCAACGGCGACGGCUUUGUCGAAUAUUCUGAGCUCGAGGCGAAAUUGAAAAAAGUUCACGAGGAGUUAGCACCGAACCCGGAACGCCAUCACCUCAAUCAUCCUGAUCGACGUGAUGUCGAAAAAGGGGGGGAGGUCGACGAGUUACACGAGUUUAUGCGCAAAAUCAUGCCAGGCUGUUCGCAGCGAUUGAGCAAGGAAGAGUUCCACGCGCGGGUGUCGACAUGGCAGGUGCCCUCCCAAAGGCAAACUGGAGCCCAGGAACAGCAGAAAGAAGAAAAUGAAGUCGUCAAACGCUGGCCAAUGACGACUCGCAUACGCGCUCUAUGGGCUGUCUACAACCACAACGUCUUUUUCCUAACUCUAGUCGUCGCCUUUAUCCUUGGUAUCAGCCUCUGGCAAUUACUUAUCUACGCGCUCAGCGGCGAGGCACGAGCUGCCUUGGGCUGGGGUGUCAUUGUUGCGAAAGGCAGUGCUGGAGCAAUCUAUCCCAUUUUCAUUUUCAUGCUGCUUAGCAUGAGCCGACAUCUUCAGACUUUUGUUCGCCGCUCGCGGACUAUCUCGAGAAUCAUCGAUUGGGACCAUGCUCAAGUGUUUCACAUCUACAUUUGCAUCGCAGGUCUAUUCUUUGCCUCGCUGCAUGCUAUCGGUCACCUCUCGGGGUCUUUCGUCUUUGCUUCGAGGACAUCCCCCGAGGCACAACGAGCUAUUGGCUCAUACCUUGGCGUGCAGACUCCUCGUUCAUACGUCGCUUAUGUGCGCAGCCUACCCGGAUGGAGUGGUGUUGUCUCAAUAGGACUAUUCUGGAUCAUCAGCGGGCUCAGCGUACCUUAUAUCAGGAAGAACUACUUCGAGCUCUUCCAGCUAGGUCACUUGCUCAUGUUUCCUCUGCUCGGUCUACUCUGUGCACACGGAACAGCACAGCUUCUCCAGUACCCGAUGUUCGGAUUUUUCUUGUGCGUGCCGAUCCUGUUUGUUCUCCUCGAGCGCUCUUGGAGACUUCUUCGCAGCUUCCGAUCUCAGCCUGCCAUCGCCAAGCGCCUCGACAAGUCGACGGUGCUCAUUUCUGCCAAACGUCGCGAUGACAAGGAUUGGAACUUUUCAGCUGGUCAAUAUUGUCUUGUGCAGGUGCCUGCGAUCUCUCGAUUUCAAUGGCAUCCUUUCACCAUUUCUGGGGUUCACGGCAAAGUGCUUCAGGUCCACAUCAAGGCGGACGGCGACUGGACGAACAAGCUUCACGAGCUCGUCUCGUCAUCCGAGGGCCGAGAGCUUCGAGUCGGCAUUGAUGGACCUUUCGGUGCGCCUGCUCAAGCUUUUUACGAUUACGAUUACAGCUUGAUUAUUGGAUCCGGCAUUGGUGUGACUCCUUUCUCCGCCAUCAUCAACGACCUUGAGGACCAACUUCUCGACGCUGACGACCGGGAUCCAUGGGCAGCACGCCGCAGAUCGAGCACGGUCGUCAAGCACCCCAAUCCCUCCCGCCGGGUAGACUUCCACUGGGUGGUCAAGGACAAAUCCGACCUGCUCUGGUUCUCCGACCUACUCAACCGCAUCAUCGACAACGAUGCCUCCCUCGCCCGGCGAGGUGAUCUCGACCUCAACAUCCACACCCACAUCACCACCAAGCGAAACAACAUCUCGACGCACGUCUUCCGUUAUGUCCUCGACAGUUACCGCACGGAGAAGGCGCCGUAUUCCGCGUUGACCGGCUUGAAGCAGCCUUCGCAUUUCGGUCGUCCGGACUUUGCGGCCAUCCUCAACGACCACAUGGACCAGCUCCUCGAAGUGGGGAUCCGUGAUAAGAAGAUCGGCGUGUUCUUCUGUGGUGUACCUGUCGUGGGUGAGAUCAUCAGUAACCAAUGUCAUGAGAAUACGGUACGCGGGAGACAGUUGAAGGUCAACUUGGAGUAUGAGUUCAAUAUGGAGGUGUUUGGGUGA
Dissoconium aciculare CBS 342.82 is the source of this 1980-nucleotide messenger RNA. RefSeq lists its product as uncharacterized. The transcript is spliced from 2 exons. NCBI's taxonomy places the organism in Eukaryota, Fungi, Ascomycota, Dothideomycetes, Mycosphaerellales, Dissoconiaceae. The record is from RefSeq and is a predicted model, not a curated record. Gene Ontology annotation, cellular component: NADPH oxidase complex; plasma membrane. Gene Ontology annotation, molecular function: calcium ion binding; superoxide-generating NAD(P)H oxidase activity. Gene Ontology annotation, biological process: defense response; superoxide anion generation. The coding region runs from base 1 to 1980 and encodes 659 amino acids.